Molecule: messenger RNA, 1509 nt
Organism: Syzygium oleosum
Lineage: Eukaryota; Viridiplantae; Streptophyta; Magnoliopsida; Myrtales; Myrtaceae
Product: EPIDERMAL PATTERNING FACTOR-like protein 6
Exons: 3
Coding region: 630-1010 (126 amino acids)
Biological process (GO): guard cell differentiation; stomatal complex development
Source: RefSeq, a predicted model, not a curated record
UGGAUUUUCCCCCCUCUUUUUUUGUCUUGUAUUUUCUUUUUCCUUGGGCCAGGGGAGAAAAAAUUUGGAGUUGAUUUUUGUAUGUGCAUACAGAGUUUGGUGCUGUCCUGAUUCUGUCGCGUGUUAGGAAGGAGGGGAUGGUGUGCGGUAAGAUAAGAUUGCUUGCAGAGUAGGAGAUCGUAGGUGUGGUGUAUGUACACUUUGGUGUGUUUUCUGUCAUCUCUGUGUUGAUCUGUAAACCUGGAAGACAGAGCGGACGGAAUCGAUUAUCAAGAAGAGAGAAAGAAAAAGGAGAAAUCCCGUUUCAGAUUGACAGGAGAAAAGGUAGAAUCACUUGUGCAAGAAGCAAUAUCACUCUCCAGCCUCCCACAAAUACAGCUGAGAAGGAGAGAGAGAGAGAACCCUGAAUGAAAGAGAGAGGAGAAAAGGAGAAUACACUGUGUCCUUCUUCGCCCAUCGCCGUCCAUUCAUUUUAAAAAGGCGUCAUCAUUGCAUGGCCUCUUGUCCCUGCCGAUCACUCACAUCCCACCCAAUUCAUCUCUCUGUCACGCUUGGUUCUUGAAGGCCAUCAUCCCCCAUCUGGCCUUCAUCGUCAGCAUCAUUUGAGAAAUUUGAGGGGGUUGAAUAGGAUGACGAAGCCAGUAAUGAUUCGGUACUGUUUACUCGUAGCCGCUCUGCAGAUAGUGGGUGUGGUGUCCAUGACAAGCACGCCCUCCUCGUUAUUCGUCGCUGCUCACAAGCAAGAGGCAAGACCACAUCUUUCCCGGGCCACGCUGAACAUCAAGCAGGGAGCGAGCGUGGAGAAGGUGGGAGAGAUCGGGGACGAGAAGUGCAGGGGACUGAGCAGGCUCGGGUCGAGGCCGCCCAACUGCGAGCACAAGUGCAGAGGCUGCGAGCCAUGCGAGGCCAUCCAAAUCCCCGCGACCACCGACCGAGCGAGCGUCCAGUACGCUAACUACGAGCCCGAGGGUUGGAAGUGCAAGUGCGGCUCUUCCUUCUUCGACCCAUGAAUGCUCUCUCGCACUCUCUACUUCUCCCUGCUUCACCAGUGUCACGUCGACGCUCUAGUCUCAAGCACAAGCAGACAACACGGAUUGGCCCCUUCACAGUUCCAACAGGACUCUGGCAAGAAAGGAAGGAAGAAGAACUAGCCCUCGUCUUUCAUCAUCAUUUUUGGUACCGAAUCGUGUAUAAUAGACGGAUUGGCCCAGCUCCAGACUCCAGUUCUCUCGUUUUGCUUCCCAGUCUAUGAGGAGUUUUUUAAGGGGGUUUAGGCUUUUCAAAGCCACUGUUUUGGCUCGUGUGUAGUGGAAAGAGGAUGGAUAGUUCUCAGCACUUUUGCCUUUUCUCCCUUGACCUCAAUCUGUCUCUUCCGAGUCCUUUUAGGUUAGUACUAAGCGAUAAUUAUGGCCAUUUUUGAGCUGUAUCUUGUAGGGGCUUUUCCCUGUCGAGGUUUUUAGUUUACCCGGAUGCAUAAGAGGCGAAUGCAUUUCUAUUUUCGAGUUACCA